This is a messenger RNA of Oryza sativa Japonica Group (Japanese rice), 2239 nucleotides long. NCBI's taxonomy places the organism in Eukaryota, Viridiplantae, Streptophyta, Magnoliopsida, Poales, Poaceae. The record is from RefSeq and is a predicted model, not a curated record.
GUGGCCCAGAUUGCGUUCUCCGGAUUAGAGAUUUCGAAAUAUCUUUUCGCGGAGAAAGAAAAAAAAAUUAGACAAAACCACCCUCGGUUGAGGAAAAAUAUGGGGAGUAUUUGUGCGUUUUUAUUUUUGUUUUUGGGUCGCACUGUUCGAUCGUAGCAUCCAUGACCACUGUGGCAUCGCUGUCUUUGCUGCCGCACUUGCUCAUCAAGCCUUCCUUCAGGUGUUGCUCCAGAAAGGGUGUUGGUAGAUAUGGAGGAAUCAAGGUGUAUGCGGUGCUCGGUGAUGAUGGAGCUGACUAUGCAAAGAACAACGCAUGGGAGGCCUUGUUCCAUGUCGAUGACCCGGGGCCAAGGGUUCCAAUUGCAAAAGGCAAGUUCUUGGAUGUCAACCAAGCUCUUGAGGUGGUCCGGUUCGAUAUCCAGUAUUGCGAUUGGAGGGCGCGGCAGGACCUCCUCACCAUCAUGGUUCUUCACAACAAGGUGGUAGAGGUUCUUAAUCCUUUAGCAAGGGAGUUCAAGUCAAUUGGAACCUUGAGGAAAGAGCUUGCAGAAUUACAGGAAGAAUUGGCAAAAGCUCACAAUCAGGUUCAUCUGUCGGAAACUAGAGUAUCAUCUGCCCUUGAUAAGUUGGCACAAAUGGAGACCCUUGUCAACGACAGACUGUUGCAAGAUGGAGGCUCUAGCGCAUCUACAGCCGAGUGCACUUCCCUUGCUCCAAGCACGUCAUCAGCGUCCCGUGUUGUAAACAAGAAACCUCCUCGCCGGAGUCUGAACGUGUCUGGUCCAGUGCAGCCAUACAAUCCCAGUCUGAAGAACUUCUGGUACCCAGUUGCUUUCUCCAGUGACCUAAAAGACGAUACAAUGGUGCCAAUAGAUUGUUUUGAGGAGCAGUGGGUAAUUUUCCGAGGAAAGGAUGGGAGACCUGGAUGUGUUAUGAACACAUGUGCUCACAGAGCUUGCCCUCUUCAUCUUGGCUCAGUUAAUGAGGGCAGAAUCCAAUGCCCUUACCAUGGUUGGGAGUAUUCAACUGAUGGAAAAUGUGAGAAAAUGCCAUCCACAAAGAUGCUCAACGUGCGCAUCCGGUCAUUACCAUGCUUUGAGCAAGAAGGAAUGGUUUGGAUAUGGCCUGGCAAUGACCCACCGAAGUCGACUAUCCCUUCUCUGCUGCCUCCUUCAGGAUUUACAAUUCACGCAGAGAUAGUGAUGGAGCUACCAGUGGAGCAUGGACUUCUUCUGGACAAUCUAUUAGAUCUUGCUCAUGCUCCUUUUACUCAUACAUCCACCUUUGCCAAGGGUUGGAGUGUUCCAAGCUUGGUGAAGUUCUUGACACCUUCAUCUGGGCUUCAAGGAUACUGGGAUCCAUACCCGAUCGACAUGGAAUUUCGACCACCAUGCAUGGUGUUGUCAACCAUUGGCAUCUCAAAGCCUGGAAAACUAGAGGGGAAGAGCACCAAGCAAUGUUCGACGCAUCUCCACCAGCUCCAUAUCUGUUUGCCCUCCUCUAGGAAUAAAACCAGGCUGCUCUACCGGAUGUCUCUCGACUUCGCUCCAUGGAUCAAGCAUGUCCCUUUCAUGCAUAUACUAUGGUCACAUUUUGCUGAGAAGGUCUUGAAUGAGGAUCUUCGACUCGUGCUCGGGCAGCAAGAACGGAUGAUCAAUGGCGCAAAUGUCUGGAACUGGCCAGUAUCAUAUGACAAGCUUGGUAUCCGGUAUCGGUUGUGGAGAGACGCCAUUGAGAGGGGAGUAGACAGGUUGCCAUUCAGUAACCAAAGUGAGAGUGGAUCAUAGUAGCUGCAUUGCCAAUAGCCUCUUUUCAAUUCUUGUCGUAUUUCUUGGCGAGAUGAAGAUGAAGAUGAAGAUGAUGAUGGCCAGAACUAGUCAGUGGAUGUAUAUGCACAGUUUGUUUAGGCGUGCGUCCCUGCAUGGUUGGUUCACCAUCUCCCUGAGCUUCGUUGCAGAUUGAAUUGGGUUCUGGAGAGGAAAGGCUAAUGGAAGGAGAGAAUGAUAGGCGACGUCAUUCUGUGUAAUUUUAAGUGUACACUAGCGACAGCAUCACGGGAUGCAAUUGUAAUCUGAGGUUGAUUUGUUUUUCUUCUUUUUUUUUUCCUCCCCUUUUACCCAUGUAAAAGUCGAUCGCAUGUCACGCUAUGAUGCAUAUAUAUGAUCAUACUAUUGAUUAUUGAGCCAUGAAGAACAUGUAGCACGUUAAUCAGAGAGACAUGGCUUGAGUCUAAACGUCA